Solanum lycopersicum (tomato) is the source of this 1612-nucleotide messenger RNA. RefSeq lists its product as uncharacterized. Gene Ontology annotation, cellular component: chloroplast. Gene Ontology annotation, molecular function: hydrolase activity. NCBI's taxonomy places the organism in Eukaryota, Viridiplantae, Streptophyta, Magnoliopsida, Solanales, Solanaceae. The record is from RefSeq and is a predicted model, not a curated record.
GUUGGGUUAGUUUAGAUGCAGUUCUACUAUUCCAUCGGAUAGCUAUCACCGCACCAACACAAUUAUUAUGCUUAUCUUUAUUGCAGAAUGGUCAUACUUUGUCGAACUCAAGCAGGCAAAAUUUUAAAUGUGUCGAUGAGUGGAAAAAAAAGAUAUCAUUUGUGAAAUUAUUUAGGAUUGAGUUCCUUGUUGGCAAAGAAAGAAGAUAAAACAUAUAGAUAUUUAACAUUUGAGGCUCCAAUUGUUGAAAGCAAAGAUAUUUUCUCCAUUGUCCACUAGUUACUCCUUUUUCUUCUCUCUGUAUUUGUCACAUAUCUUUACUUGAUUAGCAGAAGACAUAGUUGAAAGAAUGGAGUCAGCCCUGGUGUGUUCAACCGCUCCAAGAACGACUACGAGCAGUCUCCUUAAAAAAAGAGAGACACCACUUGAUGCUCCCUUUGGUCUUUCAUUUUCGAGAAACUAUGUCAAGUGUUGGGGUAUUUCGUUAUCCUUGAGAAAGACUAAGAAAUACAAAGUCUUUAAUUGCAAUGUGAAAGUAGAGGAUGAGGCUUGUGAACUAGUUAACGGAGUUGAGCUUUCCAUUGGGGAUGGAGUUGAUAGCAUUGAUGCUUAUCUCUGUAAUGCUGUAAGGAACAACAAUGGUACUGGCAUUUUGCUCUUAUCUGAUAUCUUUGGAUUUGAGGACUCAUUUACGAGAGAUUUUUCAUACCGUGUUGCAUGCAAUGGAUACAAUGUUCUGGUACCAGAUAUGUUCCGUGGAAAUCCAUGGAGAAAGGAUGAAUCCAAAGCUUUGUUUGAGCAAUGGAUUGGUAGUGUAGACAAACAACAGGUUGUGAGAGACAUUUUCACAUCGACUAAAUGGAUGGCCAAUGAGUUUGUGGCUGCAGGAAUAUCAAAGAAGUUUGGAGUGAUUGGAUUUUGCUUUGGCGGUGGCGUGUUAAUAGACAUAUUGGCUCAAGAUAAGGGUAGUGAGUUUGGUGUUGGGAUCUCAUUCUAUGGUACACGGAUCGACUUAUCUGUUACUAGCAAGAUUGAGGUACCUCUACUACUUAUUGCUGGUGACAGUGAUCCACUUUGUCCUGUGAAUGUGUUGAAGGAGGUUGAAAAUAACGCGAAUGGUUGCAAAAUGGCGAUUUUUGAGGGAAGGGGUCAUGAUUUUGCCCAUCGACCUCAAUCCUUAGAAGACGAUAAAGAUGCAGAAGAGGCAUUCUUGAUGAUGAGAAACUGGCUGCAUGAUGGACUACAUUCUGAAAAUUGAUACUCAUUCUGUGAAUAGUCAAUCUGUUGUGUGAUGAAAUGCAAUUUGAAACUUCCUUUCUUUAGUCUUAUAAAGUAUAAGAAAUCUCAUUUUCAACAACAGUCGUAACUAUUGAUCACUAACAACAAAUAGCACAAUAACUUAAUAGUUGUUGUAGGUGGAUGAGGUGGUAGGUAUCUCGUAGUCAGGGUGUGAAAGCUCAUCUGAACACCUCAGUCAUAAAAAACAAAAAAUAGAAGCAGGAUUGUCAACUGCCUUGUACAUUAACAAAGAAGAAACAAUUUUUUAUAGGACGGAUUGAUUCUUAUCAUUUGAUGAUUUGAAAGGCUAUAAAAAACAAUAAUAGUACUGGCA